GUUUUGGUCUUGAUUGCAGGCUCUAGCAGCUCUCACUACUGGCGGAUGAAGCGAGCAAGACGGGACUGGCGUUGCUGAAGUGACUGCGAUAUAAAAUGGCGACCCACCGGUCCUCGUCUCAGGAGUCCACGCGGACGACGUCCAGCGCAAGCUCGUCUCUGGACAGACGCUUCGACUCCAGUGCACAACUCAUACUCAUCCGAGACGAGUCUACGGACUCCGAAGAAGACACACCGACUCACGUUCCGGGAGACGGCGGAGAUGAUGAAGACUACGACGACGAGUUCGAGGACGAGCUCUUCCCGUCGAUAGACCACCUCCGUUCAUCCCCGAUUCCGGAUUUGCCUCCAACCCUGGUCUUUUUGUACAUGCUCGCGCCAUGUCUAAAACUCGGGGCGCUAUUGGUCAGCAACGUCGACUACCCAUUGCAAUGGGCCAUCCCAAUGCUGGCGUUCUUUGCCGUGUUAUCGGCGUUCGCGCGGCACCUAUGGUACAUGCUGGCGAGAUAUGUACGGAAAGCGAACAUGGAGGAUAUCGUUCUAGACACCUUCGCGAGGGAUCGGAGAAAGGAGCGAAGGAGGGAGAUUAUCCGUACUAUCGUGAGAUGUACCACUGGUGUUACGCGGAUAUGCACCAUGUUGUUGUAUUAUCGAGUGACGGUCCAAGUUCUGUCACCUCAGUUACCCGAGAAGGUCUGGAUACUGCCUACAGGACCCGUGCUGAGCACGAUCCUCGCCGUUGUCCUACUUCCGCUCAGCAUGGCACCGUCCCUCGCAAGCCGAAGAGUCGUAUUCUCCACAACGGCGUCAUUGCUGGCAUUCGUCGGAUGGAUCGUUUGCGUCGCCUACGCAUAUGCGACCGGCACGUUACCGCACCCUGCAGUGGUGCCUAACCUGGGGAGUCUCUGGGAGAGUCCAACGAUAUUCGCCCUUGCAUUCACAACGUCGUGGACGCUGCCGUUGUAUACGGCGUUGAAGCGCACACCGUCUGUUACUAUCACCGGCGGAAGCAAGACGUGGCGCUCGUUCCGGCUUCUCUCGAUUUUCUCCAUCGCGCUUGCAGUUGCGUUGAUUCUUCCACUGUUGUUCUUUGGGCCAUCCGCGCCACCCGCAUCCGACCCGCAGCCUCUCCUCGCGUUCCUCGCCGCCGCAACUCUCUUCCUAGGCAUCCCGGCGGUGUUCGUCACCACACCACUGUUCCCUAUCCCCCUCACCCUUCGCAAGAACACGAACAUCCCUUUUGCCAAAAUCGUGCUUUACCUCGUGGUAGUGUCCAGCGCAUUUUUCCCCAACUCCCUCGUCUCGGUCGUCAGCGACGUCCUCAUGGUCUUCGCCCUCUCGAACGCGUACUUCGCACCAGCUUUCAUCCACAUCGUGACGCACACCUUCAAACGGCCCAUCGCCAUCGUGAUGCCGCGCACGCCGCUCCGGUCCGCGAGCCAUCCGAGUUUCUCCGCCCAGGGCGACGAGAUGAUGGAAGAGCUCCUCCGGCGCAAGGAGCGAAGCCUGCAGAAGCGGCGACUGCUCCGGCGCAUCGCGUGGGACGUCGGCGUGUGGGUGCUCCUCCUCCCCGUGGGCGGAGGCGGCUACGUCUGGGCCGUGGGCCGGCUCGCGGGCAAGUGGUGACAGGACAUCAGGAAAAAUCGGAGUAUCGAAAGAGUCGCUUAUUGGGUACCGAAACCCCCUAAAGCUACUAAAUGAGCACGUUUUAGGAGGUUUUAGGAGGUGUUUAGCAAAUCCGGUUUUUCCUGAUGGACGGGUUUCCUUGUCGGACACUAUACACACCAUUCUUCACUACCAAGUUCUUGCCGUCUCGUUUCUUCCUUUUCUUUCUUCCUUUUGUGUUUGGAUCGUCAUCGCCCUCGUCUUGUAGUAUUAACUCGAACACUUCAAAAUGUAUUCUCCACCAACCUAUGUCUAUAGUCCC
Molecule: messenger RNA, 1926 nt
Organism: Punctularia strigosozonata HHB-11173 SS5
Lineage: Eukaryota; Fungi; Basidiomycota; Agaricomycetes; Corticiales; Punctulariaceae
Exons: 5
Coding region: 96-1625 (509 amino acids)
Source: RefSeq, a predicted model, not a curated record